Messenger RNA from Prunus avium (sweet cherry), 2299 nucleotides. Lineage: Eukaryota; Viridiplantae; Streptophyta; Magnoliopsida; Rosales; Rosaceae. The record is from RefSeq and is a predicted model, not a curated record.
GGAUCGGAAGGCCAACUUGUGCAUAAUUUGUAGUUGGUCUGAUCUGAACCAGUAUCAAUUAAUGGAUGCCAGGAAAGCCCAUAAAGCCUCCUCUUCAUCCUCACCAUCUUCCUCGUCAAAACGUUGGAAGUACCAAGUGUUCUUGAGCUUCAGAGGUGAAGACACACGCAAGGGCUUCGCAGGCCACCUCCACGCAGCAUUUUCUGAUGCCGGAAUCAGCGCCUUUCUUGACGACAACCAGCUAGAAAAAGCGGAAUUUAUAAAACCCCAACUGGAGCAGGCAAUCGACGGGUCCAUGAUCUCCAUAAUUGUCUUUUCCAAGAGGUAUGCCGAGUCCAGUUGGUGUCUUAAUGAGCUGGUGAAGAUCAUGGAGUGUAGAGAAAGAUUGGGGCAACAGGUUAUUCCAUUGUUCUAUAAUGUUGAGGCUUCAGAUGUCCGGAAACAAACUGGUAGUUUUGCACAAGCAUUUGAGAAACAUGAAGCGGGCAAACAUGAGAAAGAAAAGGUACAGCGAUGGAGAAAUGCUCUCAGUCAAGCAGCAGAUUUGUGUGGGGAAGAUCUUAAAAAUGCUGACAAUGGGCAUGAAGCAAAGUUUAUCAACAAAAUUCUUGGGGUGGUUAAUAAGCAGUUGAAGAGCAAAUACCAAUUAGACAUCAAACACCCUGUUGGAAUUACUUCUCGGGUGAAGGAUUUGAGUAAUCACUUAGAUAUUGAAAAUUCAGGUUCUAAGGAUGAUGUUCGCAUGAUCGGUAUUUUGGGGAUGGGCGGCAUUGGGAAAACAACGCUUGCCAAAGCCAUUUAUAACGAAUUUGAAGGUAGCUUUAAAGGUAGGAGUUUCCUUGCAAACGUGAGGGAAGUAAUUGCACACCAACCCAUUAACGGUCUGGUUGGUUUACAAAAACAACUUCUAAAUGAUAUCUUAAAAAGCAAGGGCCCCAAAAAGGUUGACUCUGUUCCUAAAGGAAUCGAGAUGAUAAGAGAAAGACUUUGCUGUAAAAGAGCACUUGUCAUAAUUGACGAUGCAGAUGAUCUACACCAACUAGAAGCAAUAGCUGGAGCUCGUGAUUGGUUUGGCCCUGGAAGUAGAAUUGUUAUAACAACAAGAAAUCAACAUUUGCUACACCAAGUUGAAGUGGAUAGCACAUAUAUGGCUGAAGAAAUGAAUGAGGAAGAAGCUCUAGAGCUCUUUAGUUGGCAUGCCUUCAAAAGAGGUUAUCCUGAUCAAGAAUACCUUGACCUCUCAAAACGUGUAAUUCGUUACUGUCAAGGCUUGCCACUAGCACUUCGAGUUGUAGGGUCUUUUUUGAUUAAAAGAACCGCAUUAGAAUGGGAAAGCCAAUUGGAGAAAUUGCAAAGAAGCCCUGAUGGAGAUAUUCAAAAAAUACUCAGAGUAAGCUUUGACGGGCUACCUGAUCAUACAACGAGAAAGAUAUUCCUUGAUAUAUCUUGUUUCUUUAUUGGAAUGGACAGGGACUAUGUCACACAAAUAUUAGAUGGAUGUGGCUUUUUUGCAAGGAUAGGAAUCAGUGUCCUCAGGGAACGGUGCCUUGUAACUGUUAGUGAGCAAAACGAGCUGAUGAUGCAUGAUUUGCUUCGAGACAUGGGAAGAGAGAUCGUUCAUGAAAAAGCCAAUGGUGAGCAUAAAAAAUUUAGUAGAUUGUGGAAACAUGAAGACGUAACAGGUGUAUUGUGCAAUGAAUCUGGAACUAAAAAAAUUGAAGGAGUUGUUCUACAUUGCUCUUACGAGACAAGAUUCAAUGCACAAGCAUUUACCAACAUGAAAAAAAUGAGGUUACUCCACCUCAGCAACGUAGAGCUCACUGGAGAGUACAAAGAUUUUCCCAAAAAGUUAAUGUGGUUGAGCUGGAAGGGAUUCCCUUUAGAGUCCAUACCAGAUGACUUUCCUAUGCAACCAAACCUAGUUGGUUUAGAGCUGCAGUAUAGUAAACUCAAAAUAGUUUGGAAGGAUUGCAAGUUGCAUGAGAAUUUGAAAAUCCUUAAUCUCAGUCAUUCCUAUAAGCUAACAAAAUCACCAGACUUUUCAAAACUCCCAAAUCUCGAGGAAUUGAUAUUGGAAGGCUGUGUGAGUUUGUCUGAGGUUCACUCAUCCAUCGGGGAUCUUGGAAGACUUUCUUUGGUAAAUCUUAAAUACUGCGCAAUGCUAAGGGAUCUCCCACUGAAUUUCUAUAAUUCCAAGUCAUUGACAACUCUGAAAGCAGAUCAGACAGCCAUAAGACAAUUACCAAGCCUCAGUCGUCUUUCACAGCUUCAAGAUUUGUCUCUAAAUAUGCCUGGAUAA